Etheostoma cragini (Arkansas darter) is the source of this 4358-nucleotide messenger RNA. Its product is annotated as glutathione hydrolase 7. Gene Ontology annotation, molecular function: glutathione gamma-glutamate hydrolase. Lineage: Eukaryota; Metazoa; Chordata; Actinopteri; Perciformes; Percidae. The record is from RefSeq and is a predicted model, not a curated record. Bases 653 to 2689 code for a protein of 678 amino acids. Gene Ontology annotation, biological process: glutathione catabolic process. Gene Ontology annotation, cellular component: plasma membrane. The transcript is spliced from 16 exons.
UGGAGGAACAAGAAAAGAAAAGGGAGGGACAGGAAAUUUGUAAGUGGAGCAGGUAGGCUAUUUAGACCUGCUAUGACCUGUUUAUCCACUUCAUCAGUAGGCCUAUUAAAAAACUCAGUAUAGAGACUUGGAGGUCCUGUCCUGGGGGAGUUGUCCCAUUACAAUGUCAUACUGGGUUGGAAACGGCUUGAAGCACCUGUGUUGGAGAAAAGGGGAUCAGUGUAGUCAGUGGCUCUUUUGGUCCCAACGCCAUUUGCUGUGAAGUGGCAACCUACAUGACUGGAAAAGUGCAUCAUCAUCGGAGCUAUCGUUAAACACCCGUGUCUUGGCCUAUCAAAAAUAUUCCCUUGAGAAGUAAAAACUGCAGAGAUCUUGUAGUUGCCUAAGGGUUUUUAUAGUAUACAAGAAAAACUACAUAUCCCUGUAGGAGGGUUGGAAUAUACUUGGAUAUUAAUAAUCCCAUCAAGUACUGAUCCGAGGCAGUAAUUCUUUAGUACCACAGCAAGUGGCCCCUAAAGGCAUGUUACAGGGAUUUUUCAUCUGGAUGACAGUAGCAGGUGUGUGACUGAUGUGACUGGAAAUAUGGAUAUCCUGCCCUAACUCCCUCACAUCCUAAAAUAAAGAUAGGUUAACUGCAGGAUAAACACUAGUCAUGCACAGCCCUGCUCCUGAAAUUGUGCCAGGGUACCCAAGUGGAUGUGUGUCAGAUAAAGGUGCCAAUCCGGAGACAAUCCUCGGGAGUGCCUACUCUCCGGUGGACUACAUGAGCAUCACCAGCUUCCCCAGGCUGCCAGAGGACGACACCCUGUCUGCUGAACAGACCGUAAGAUCACGCAAAGAAGAUGACAACGUCCUGAGUGAGCAAGAUACAGACCCGGAUGUCUUUCUGAAGACAGCUCGCCUCCAACGUCUCCCCUCCUCCGCUUCGGACCUGGCUAGCCAUGAUAUUGCAUCCCUGCGGGAGACCACCAGAGACCCCUUUACAGAAGACUGUGCCUGUCAGCGAGAUGGACUGACAGUCAUCAUCACAGCUUGUCUCACCUUUGCCACAGGAGUCACUGUAGCUCUCAUUAUGCAGAUCUACUUUGGAGACCCACAGAUCUUUAACCAAGGGGCAGUGGUGACAGACGUGGCCCAGUGUACAUCUCUUGGCUUUGACAUUCUGGGGAAACAGGGCUCCAGCGUUGAUGCUGCCAUCACUGCUGCCCUUUGUUUGGGUAUUGUCCACCCUCACACUUCUGGUAUUGGAGGUGGUGGAGUUAUGUUGGUGCAUGACAUCCGUAAGAACGAGACGAGGGUCAUUGACUUCAGAGAGACGGCACCAUCAGCAAUCAAUGAGAAGAUGCUCCAGACAAACCUUGAUCUAAAUGCUGGCCUGCUGGUGGGAGUACCAGGCAUGCUCAGUGGGAUGCAUCAGGCACACCAGUUGUAUGGGAGAAUGCCGUGGAAGGAAGUGGUUACCAUGGCAGCAGAGGUGGCUAGAAAUGGAUUUAAUGUUACUCAUGACCUAGCUGAAGCUCUGGCCAAAGUUAAGGACCAAAACAUGUCUGAUGCAUUUCGGGAUUUGUUCCUUCCCAACGGCCAGGCUCCCCUCUCCGGGAUGUUUACCAGACGUCUUGAUUUAGCUGCCAUCUUGGAUGCUGUUGCAGUUAAGGGGAUAUCGGAGUUCUACAGUGGAAACCUGACGCAGGAAAUGGCAGCAGCAGUACAAGCAAGAGGUGGGGUGCUCACAGAGAAUGACUUUGUAAACUACACUACCGUUUUACAGCAGCCAGCAGAGAUAAUUUAUCAAGGACACCAUGUGAUGUCGGCCCCGGCCCCACAUGCAGGUGUUGCCUUGAUCACUGCUCUAAAUAUCCUGGAAGGAUACAACAUCACCAAUCAGGUGCCCAGGAACAACACUUUUCACUGGAUUGCAGAGGCUGUAAAGAUAGCGCUUGCCUUCGCUAGUAGGCUGGGAGACCCCCUGUAUGAACCUUCUGUUUCAGAGAUUGUCGCCAAGAUGCUGAGUAAAUCACAGGCUUCCCUACUCCGCCAGAUGAUCAAUGACUCUCAGACCUUUCCUGUCGGCCAUUAUGCUCCAUCAUUUACCUUGGAGAAGGGUGAAGCAGCUUCCCAAGUCAUGGUCAUGGGCCCGGACGACCACAUCGUGUCAAUCAUGAGCUCUCUGAACAAACCAUUUGGCAGCCGGAUCGUGAUUCCUUCAGGAAUCCUCUUGAAUAGCCAGAUCCUGGACUUUUCCUGGCCUAAUAAAACACAGGGCUCAUCACCUAACCCACUUAACAGCCUCCAGCCUGGGAAGAGGCCCAUGUCCUUCCUGAUGCCUACAGCAGUGAGGCCUGCUGUGGGGUUAUGUGGCACAUAUUUGGCUGUUGGAUCUUCCAAUGGAGAGAAAUCUCUCAGUGGCAUCACACAGGUGCUGAUGAAUGUUCUGUCUUCGCGUAAAAAUAUGAGUGACAGCUUAGCAUACGGAAGACUCCACCCGCAGCUGCAGCCCAACACCCUCCUGGUGGACUCUAGGUUUCUAGACGAAGAUAUGGAGAUGCUGCAGGCCAAAGGUCACAAGGUGGAGAGGAGAGAUGUUCUCUCGAUGGUGGAGGGCACCCGGAGAACCAAUGACCUCAUCAUAGGGGUAAAAGACCCCCGUAGCGCUGAUGCCUCCGCUCUCACUAUGUCUAACAUGCCCUAGUGUACCCCCUUGCCUCCUACUCACAUAUAAUUUAGAAAGGAUCAACUGUAACACUGUAUGAUCAACAGUUAGUAAGGGAGUAAGGAGUCUGAUCAACACCUAAUACACUAAACAUAAGUUAAUGGCAAAGUAUGGUUGUUUGACAGAAGAAACAGUCAACAAAAAUACACGCAGCUUUGUCAGAGAUGACCUUGUAGAAAUCUUGAUAUGAUGCUAUAGAUUUUUAUAGCUGACAUACAAAACUACAAAGUCUCACAUACCAAUGUUGGUAUGCCCUUUUCUCACAACCUCAAGUAACGUUCAGUUGCAGUGUAGAUAGUGUUCAAAAUGUAUGUCCAUCACUUAAUGACAUCUGUCGAAGUCUGCAGCCAGCCUAUAUUACGCAGAGCAGGAUCUGUUCAUAAAUUCAGAUCUGAUGCACUCCAGGUCCACUUAAAUGGAGCAAUAUACUCAAGAGGUUUAGAGUGGAUUUACUUUAAUAUUAAUAUUAGAGAAAGAUAAUACAGAAAUGUAAUGGCCUUGUGAAGCUAUUUUCACAAUGUUGAGUGAAAGCUAGUUUUUGGCCUGUGAGGUACUGAUGAGGACAUUCAAGAGUGUUGCACUCUUGAACUCUUGUUGCAUUUAGGAUCAGGAAUUCUAAUGAUGAACAAAAUGAUUCUUUGCGAGAGUGGGCAGGCAUAAAAAAGUAAUGAUGCCACACCAUGAAGUCACCAUUCACAACACGUGCAUGGUCCUCCACCUCUCUGCUUUUCAUCUCUUCCACAUUUCACCAACAUUUGAAAUAACGCGUACAGUCAUGUGAAAUGGUGAAGGUAAUACUAUUUAAACCACUGAUUAAGCCACACAUUGUCACACCUAAACUAGAAAAUCGCAACCCUGCUCUUUAUAUGGUGUGUAUAACUGUGGUGUUGUUUGGUACAGCUGCUGGAGUUUUAACUCUUACGAACAAUCAAUGGCUCCUCGGGACCGUGUUCAGACUUACAUUAUUAACACAAAAUACGUCAUUCAGAACUAUCCAUUGAUUUCCUUAUACAAGUGGAUUUGCUUCAGUUUCACAGGUGUUAAAUAUUGCUAAAGAUAGAAUAAGUGUAUUUAAAUAUAUAAUUUAUGAAAUUUUAGUUGUCGCAUGAUUUUGUUCUCAUUUAAUAUUUUAUUUAGAACUGGGUUACUUGUUUUUAGAAUGGGAAUAUUAUGAUUCUUUACUGAUGGAUUGAAUGUAAUCCAUCUAUUUUUAUAUGUAUAUUUGUUGGGCUGUAUAUAUUAUUUCUACUGUUGUAACUCAAUGCCUUCAAUCAGCUCAUUUUAGAAAAGUAUGUUGUAAUGGUUGUUUAUUUUUGUGUACUUGUGUAAUUAUUUUAGGUAGCAUAUUUGAAGUAAGAACAAAGCUUUUUUUAAUGCAUUGCAUUCUAAAUGUGGUUCAGUUGAAUUCAGAAUGGCACAUGCUGACUGAUUAAAUGAGCCCUUAACCUUUUAGUCUUCGUUGUUGUUGGGAACUAGUGCAAUAUGACUGUUAAUGCUUGUUUCCUGUACUGUAGAAUAACAUGCAUUCAGUUACGCAUUUGCACAAAACCUGAACCCGUUUGAUUUUAUCCAUGUGCAUUGGUAUCUGAUUUUAAUUCAAAUCAGCAUUGUCCAAAUCCAAGAAAUAAAAUGUUUGCACACACCCUAA